AUGGCUCCGGAAUUUAUAGAGGCGAUGGACUUUUGGGGUAGUGUGACCGGGGGCCUCCUGGUUUUCUGCCGCGGGAAAGCAGGUGCUGUUGCCAUGAGCAAGAACGUCCAGGAAUUAGGGGAGGCACUGGAAGGACAAACAAAAGAGGAUUUGAAACUCUGUGAAGAAACCACCAAAUUCCCAGGGGAGUCAGUGAUACGUUCUUCGAGUUAUGAGGAGUCCUUACCAAGUGGCAGUGCUGCUAGCCCAUUUCUCAGCAACCAGAAUGUUUUAUCUUCUUCCGUUCUCGGCGCAGUGAUUGAAAACUCAGCCCCUUCUAGUACUGGUGGCAGUCCACCCGAUACUGUCUUCUGUUCCAAAUACAAAGUACAUACUGAUUCUGAGAAAAAAAAUGAAGAACACCUGGAAAACAUUCUGGAAGAAUACUCCCAGAAAGGUAGAGAUGUGCAGAAGAGACUGAAUGAAACCGCUGAGUUACAUGCGCAACAGAAAAUCGAUUUAAGACUGAUCAUUGCUGUUUUACAGGCCAAACUGAUGGAAGUGCAACUGGAAAGAGAUGUGCUUCGGGGUACUAGACAAAAGGAAUCCCAGAGCCAAGAGAAUGUAAAAAUACAGCUGAAAAACACUAUUCAAGAGCUGGAAGCUGCCAAUCAGCUGCAAGAGGAGAUGCUGCGGGAGGCUGACAGCCAAACCGAGCACCUGAAAGAGAUGCUCCACAGCCACGAGCAGGUACUUCUGGAACUACGGGGCAUCCUGAUGGACUGUGAGGACAGCACAGGCAAGAAAUUCUGUGAGCAUGAGCAUAUUAGUAGCCUACACAUCCACAACCUGAGCACAGCGUUUGCCGACAUCCUGCGAGAUUUAGACUCAGAGGUGUUGUACCUCAAAGAAAAAGUUGUCCUGGUGGAAGAAGUGCUUGAGUCAUUGAAAAAAGAUUCAGAGACCCAGAAACAACUUCUGCUUCAACAACAUCAAAACAGGAUUGGGCAGCUGACAAGGGAGCAUAAACAGGAGGUGGCAGCACUAACUGAUAAAGCUAACCGUGCUGGCAGCCAUGCAAAUAGUAUCCAAAGCCAGAUGGAGAUCCUUCUCUAUCACACAAGAAACCAGAUUUCGGUGCAUGAUCGUCAAGUUAGUCACCUGGAAGCUACGGUUUCUCAGCUGCGUUCUGAAUUACAAGAAGCUAAGAGGGUGUAUGAAGAUAAGGUUGAAGAUCUUGAGAAGCAGUUGCACUUGGCUCGUUCUGAGAUAACAGAAGCUCAGACAGAACAUGAUGAACACAGCCAAGAAUCUGGAAAACUGAAUGACCAGAUUCAUCAGCUAUUGGCUCAGCUUCAUAAAAAAGAGAUAGAGCUAAGUCUAGAAAAAGAGCAGAACGAGCGAUUUUGGGCUCGGAAUACAGACGACAGCAUCGCCAUUGACCAUCUGAGGAGAGAACUAGAUGACAAAAACGUGCAGUUGCAGCGCAUGGAGAACACGGUGAAGGAAAUGAGAGCUGAAUGUCGCAGGCAAAUGGAGAGCCAGAUGGCUGCAACUGAGGCAAAAAAUGAAAGCGUUGGAAGAAUCUCCUCUUUGACUGUCCAACUGGAGUCAACCAGGGAAGCACUCCCUAAAGUUCAAGAAGAUUUUAGAGCCAAACAGAUCGACUUGGAGUCUGCUGAGAAAACAGUGUCAAACCUCAUGGCCUCGCUGGGGGAGAGGGAGAGAGCCCUGAAUGUCCCCCGUAAGGAAAUCAAAGAGCUCCAUUCCCAACUUGGUGGUGGGAUGCAGCUAAAGAUUCAGCGGCUAAGGAAGGAAGAGGACUGUUUCCAUUCAGCACGAUCAGAGUGUGAAACGCUGAAACUGCAGGUGUUGGAGAAGGAAAAGGUUACUGAGAUCAUCCAAAAGCAAGUUGAUAACAUGACUCACAUGGUGGACCAGCACAGUCGAGCUGCUGGAGCAAUGGAAGUUGAGAAAUAUCAGCUUAUAAAAGAAAGGAAUGACUCGAAACUCAAAGUGCAAGAACUGGAGAUUGCAAUGGAUGAGAAAGAAGCCAGAAUACAGGAAAUGGAGACCAGGCUGAGUGAACUGGAACUGGAAAAGAUUGAGCUGGUUAACACAUGCACCGAGAGGCUCCAUACACCUAACGAGAUGAAACGGGAAAAAGAGCAGUUAAUGAACGAACUCCAAGCCAGUCGGAGUGAGCUAGCUGGCCUUGCAGGGGGAUUUGAAGACUUGAAGAGGGAUUACAAGGAUAAAAUUGAGGAGAUAGAAAAUACUGCAAACAGGCUGAAAAUGCAGUUGAAAGCUGCCCAAGCUGAUCUGGAACGUAUGAGGACUGCUCUGAAGACUAUGGAGGGAUCUGACUGCAAUGCUGUGAAAGUUGCCGUGGGAAUGCAGAAGCAGAUCACAGCCAAGAGAGGACAGAUAGAUGCAUUACAGAGCAAGAUAAAAUUCUUGGAAGAGGCAAUGACAAGUGCAACUAAGGAGAAGCAUUACCUCAGAGAAGAAAAUAGUAAACUAAGUCAAGCAUUGAGCUGUAUUAUGGCAGAAAACACUAAGAUUGUUGGGGAACUGGAGGUCCUGAGGUCACAAGAGAAACGUCUCAGAGAAAAAAUAUCUCAGAUGGAGACAGCCCUUGAUAAGGCAUCCGUGCAAUUUGCAGAAUGCCAGUGCAUAAUCCAGUGCCAGGAACAAGAAGCUGUGCUCACCAGACUGCAGCAUACUUUACAUGUAAAAGAGCUGCAGGGCCCAGGCUACUCCGCAGCCUGUGCUUCAGACAGGCUGCGGCACGUGGUGCCUCUUUCCCACCUGCGCGCUGCUGUUGUGUCACCUUCGCUGAAUUUGGCCAGCCGCGCCCCUCCUAUGCCUUCCAAGCCAGGCAUCUUGAAGGAAGAGCCAUUGCAGGAUGUAAAGAGCAGCCUUCAAGAAUUAACAAGCCUAGAUAGUGACAUUCCCUCUGUGGAUCUUGGCAAAGAUGACAGCGAUGGUGGGAGAAAAUCACCUUUAGGAACCAUGAGGAAUAAAGCGGAGACCGCAGCUAGAGCCUCUGCUACUGAAAGCAUCAUGGAAAAGGAUACUUUUGGAGGGGAUCCUUUGUGCUUACACACAGCAGAACUUCAAUCCCAAGACGUUACCCUGCCCUUUGCAUCCCUUGGAGGUACAUCUGUCUCUUCAGCAGCUCCUCAUCACACAUCUUCCCCGAAGAAGGUCUCUCGGAAGGAGAGAUACAGAGAAAGGUCUCCAGUACACUUGCUGUUAACUGCUCCACCUGAUCACCUUGCAGCUGGCCCCAUCGCCUCACCAGGGCACACGCAGGCUGUAGGGAAGGUUGGCUCUCCAGAGGGUGCAGCCACAGGCACCCCGAUAACUUGUCAGCCCAUGAAAACUAGUGAAAAUACACCUAGGAGGCUGCAGAACAAGAUGGAAAGCCUGCAACACCUGGUGGAAUCCUUACAGAUCAAAAACCGAGCCAUGACAUCAACGAUCAGAACGCGGGAAAUGAAGAAAGAGAAAGCAAAGGAAAAGGAGAAAAAGCAAUUGAACUGCAGACACCGUGUAUGUUAG
Apaloderma vittatum (bar-tailed trogon) is the source of this 3546-nucleotide messenger RNA. RefSeq names its product coiled-coil domain containing 158 (gene CCDC158). Bases 1 to 3546 code for a protein of 1181 amino acids. The record is from RefSeq and is a predicted model, not a curated record. The transcript has 24 exons. NCBI's taxonomy places the organism in Eukaryota, Metazoa, Chordata, Aves, Trogoniformes, Trogonidae.